Messenger RNA from Glycine soja, 938 nucleotides. RefSeq lists its product as uncharacterized. Bases 123 to 548 code for a protein of 141 amino acids. The record is from RefSeq and is a predicted model, not a curated record. The transcript has 2 exons. Lineage: Eukaryota; Viridiplantae; Streptophyta; Magnoliopsida; Fabales; Fabaceae.
AAUGUGUUAAAACAUGGCCAGCUAAUUUCAUGAAGCCAGAACCAUCGUAUUCCACGCCUAUCCUCUUUCUCUCGGUGUCCCUUGACACACAAAAAGUCUUGUGGUGUAUACCUUAAAAGUGCAUGAAAUUGCUCUAUUUUUCCAAACAAAUGACUGAAAGAACUCUAGUUCCAAUAUUCGUCUUUUGGGCUUUCCUUACAAUAAUCACCCCUACACUCAUUCUCUUGUCAGAGAAUUCAAAGGUUGACCUCGAUCCAAAUGGAAAUAUAACUGAAGGAGUGAAGCUUGGACGAAUGAUCGGGUACACUCAUAAUUAUAGCAUAAAAACAGCAUCACCGCUAGCCAAGUCUGAAGAGGAACUGGCCUCGGCACCAGCCCCAGAACCAUUACCAACCUCAUCAUCUGGAACUAGUACUAAUAGAGUUACUCCUAUGGGGUCACACUCACAUCAUAAUCAUACUCUUAUAAGAAAUAAAACCCAUGAUGGGUUUAACCUCUCCUCUCCCAUCAAGAUACACGCCCAAGUCAAACAAGCAUAUAUCAGAUAGACAAGUACUUCGUGACAGACAUGCUUACUGUAUUUGAAUCUCAGACUGUUAUAUGUCCUCAGAAGUCUUUGUGGAAGAACAAUGUAAGUUGGUGAGAAACAAAAUUAAUUCAUUACAUUGUAAAUAUCUACUUAGGUUCAUACCAUGAUUCUGAAUUUAUAUAAAUCUAUUGUUGAGGUCUAAUAAAAAGAGAAAGAAUCAAAGGACAAUUGCUGCUCCAAGCCCAAAGUAAUCCAAUUGCAAAUUUGUAUGUGUUGUGUAAAUUAUGUCAUUUAUGUGUAUGUAGCUAUGAAACGAGAUGCAGUGUCUCUCAUCAUGAGCAAUGGGAUAGCCUGAUGGUCUUUCUUUUCCUUUAUAAAAUCAAAGAGUCUUUGUUAACAAAUUCUUUAA